Nerophis ophidion (straightnose pipefish) is the source of this 555-nucleotide messenger RNA. It is a transcript of the gene timm9, whose product is annotated as translocase of inner mitochondrial membrane 9 homolog. Lineage: Eukaryota; Metazoa; Chordata; Actinopteri; Syngnathiformes; Syngnathidae. The record is from RefSeq and is a predicted model, not a curated record. Bases 235 to 504 code for a protein of 89 amino acids. The transcript is spliced from 4 exons.
UACUGGCUUUUAGGUCCACGUUUAAGCGUUUACUUUCUCUAAUGUAUUGUCUUUAGGAUUUUUUGUUUAAUAUAUCUUGACCACAUUUUUUCGUGUUAGGUUUCAGGUUCUGUUUUAUGUAUUUUCAUACAUCCGGUAUACACUUUAAGAGGACACACUUCCGGUCCAUUCUUUCGUCCUUCACUCGCCUCAAGCUGACGCAGGUUUUAAAGUGUCACUUGCAGGUUGCCAAACAUGGCGGUUCAGGUGACCGAGUCGGACCAGGUCAAACAGUUCAAAGAGUUUUUGGGGACGUACAACAAGGUGACAGAAAACUGCUUCAUGGACUGCGUCAAAGACUUCACCAGCAGGGACGUCCGGCCGGAAGAGUCCGUGUGCUCGGAGUCCUGUCUCCAGAAGUAUCUGAAAAUGACCCAGCGAAUCUCAAUGCGCUUCCAGGAGUACCACAUCCAACAGAACGAGGCACUGGCGGCUAAAGCGGGUCUGCUGGGUCAAUCUCGCUGAACGGGGAUGAUAGAACAUGUGGCUAAUAAAAAUGUGACUGAAAUUUAAAAA